UUCCAGGCGUCAAACCGAAAGGGAACGCCAGCAUUAGUAAACAGUGGCUUAGGUGUACCGUCGCACUUGGCCCCGGAGCGUCCCGCGCAGUCGCUGGCAGCGACCCCUCCGCCCCCGACCCCCGCUCCGGCCUCGGAGUCUCGAGGCUCGGCUGGCCAUGCCUGGAGCGCGGGGUUUGACUGGGCCGCCGUUGUUGUAGUGACCGGGAGGUGCUGCCGCUCCGAGCAGACGGUUCCGGGCGCCUCGCGGUUCCCCUUUUCACCCUCUCCCCUUCCCUCCUCCCUCCCGCCCCCGUUUCCCCCCGCCCGCAGGAGCCCGGCGCCCACCGUUCCCCCAUGGCCUCCUCCCCGGAGGACCCCGUUCUGGAGCGUUACUUUAAAGGCCACAAAGCGGCGAUCACCUCCGUGGGCUUCAGCCCUAACGGCAAACAACUUGCUACUGCUUCUUGGGAUACAUUUCUCAUGCUAUGGAAUUUCAAGCCACAAGCUAGAGCUUUCAGAUAUGUGGGUCACAAGGAUGUUGUAACCAGCGUGCAGUUUUCUCCACAUGGAAACUUGUUGGCAUCUGCCUCACGAGACAGAACCGUUAGACUCUGGAUUCCUGAUAAGAGAGGGAAAUCAUCGGAAUUUAAAGCUCACACAGCUCCAGUCAGAAGUGUGGAUUUUUCAACUGAUGGCCAGUUACUAGCAACAGCUUCUGAAGACAAAUCCAUCAAAGUAUGGAACAUGUAUCGCCAGCGCUUCUUAUAUUCCUUGUACCGACACACACACUGGGUACGCUGUGCCAAAUUUUCACCUGAUGGAAGACUAAUUGUGUCAUGUAGUGAGGAUAAAACUGUUAAAAUUUGGGACACCACAAAUAAACAGUGUGUUAAUAACUUCUCAGAUUCUGUAGGGUUUGCCAAUUUUGUGGAUUUUAACCCAAAUGGUACAUGUAUAGCUUCAGCAGGUUCUGAUCACACUGUGAAAAUCUGGGACAUAAGAGUGAACAAAUUACUCCAGCAUUAUCAAGUUCACAACUCUGGAGUUAAUUGCCUGUCCUUCCAUCCUUCGGGUAACUUCCUCAUCACUGCUUCUUCAGAUGGCACGCUGAAGAUUUUGGACCUCUUGGAAGGAAGGCUCAUAUACACACUUCAGGGGCAUACGGGACCUGUCUUUACAGUUUCGUUUUCAAAAAAUGGAGAGCUGUUUUCAUCAGGGGGUGCAGACACACAGGUCUUAUUAUGGAGGACUAACUUUGAUGAUUUACGUUGUAAAGAUCUUAAGAGAAAUCUUAAGAGACUGCAUUUUGAUUCACCACCGCAUCUUCUUGAUAUCUACCCAAGAACACCACAUCCUCAUGAUGGCAAAACUGAGACUGUUGAAAUUAAUCCAAAGCUUGAGGUAAUCGAUUUGCAGAUUUCUACUCCCCCUGUUGUGGACAUCCUUUCUUUUGAUUCUGCUACAACCACAGAGACCAUUGGUAAAACUCCACCAGAAAAGGGUGAAGAGAUCUGUGGGUAUUUCUUGAACCCUUCCUUAAUGUCACCAGAAUGUUCACCAACAACAAUGAAAAAGAAAACAGAAGACAUGAGUGACUUCCCCUCUGAGAGUCAGAGAAGCAUUCCACUUGCAGUGACUGACGCUUUGGAGCAUAUUAUGGAACAGCUCCAUGUUUUGACACAGACCGUAUCAAUCUUGGAGCAGCGACUCACUUUGACCGAGGAUAAGCUGAAAGACUGCCUGGAAAAUCAGCAAAAGCUUUUCAGUGCUAUCCAACAGAAAAGCUGAAUUAGGGAAGUGCCAGCAGAGGCACUAAGAGUGAACACAAAUCCAUAUACUCAGGAAGGCAGCACAAGGUGCUCCACGAGGCACGAUCAUGCGCUCUUUGUCAUGGCAUUUCUUAAAGGGUGAGCAGCAGAGCAAAAGGCCAAAAAGGAAUAUUUAAAGCCUAAUUUAAACACAAAUCAGUGUCAAUGACUAAAUCACUAGCAUUUAUGAUUGCAGUAAUAAAGUGAUAAGCAUUCAAGUGA
This is a messenger RNA of Oryctolagus cuniculus (rabbit), 2011 nucleotides long. It is a transcript of the gene POC1B, whose product is annotated as POC1 centriolar protein B. The record is from RefSeq and is a predicted model, not a curated record. Gene Ontology annotation, cellular component: centriole; ciliary basal body. NCBI's taxonomy places the organism in Eukaryota, Metazoa, Chordata, Mammalia, Lagomorpha, Leporidae. Gene Ontology annotation, molecular function: protein binding. Gene Ontology annotation, biological process: cilium assembly.